CCAGCGGGUGCUCAGAGCCCGGGUGGCUGGCGGCUGCGUAGUCCGUUCGGCCGCCUAUCUCUCAGCCCACCCCGCACGGUCCCGGCGUCGGCUCUGGCGGGACCCUCUGUGGGCAGGUCUGCGCCCUCUUCUCCGGUGUCAACCUGGUGCUGAAUCUUGAACCCGUGAAAUACCUUCUUAAUUACAUCUGAGAAAAGGAUCCUGAUUGAAUCAGUGCUUUACAGUAUAACUCAAUGCUCUCCAAGAAGCUGAGAUAUGCCCACUGUUGAGAGUGAAGCAAAGGUGAAGACCAAAGUUCGCUUUGAGGAAUUGCUUAAGGCCCACAAUGAUCUGAUACGUGAAAGAAAAAAACUGAAGAAAAAAAUUGGCAAAUCUGGAGAAAAAUUCUCACUUGAUGCAGUUAGAAGCAAUCUUCAGAAAAUCAGGGAAACUAAAAGUGAUGAUAUAAGUGCUGCUAACACUAAGAACCCAGGGAAGAACAUGCGAGUCACUAAAAGCAAACCAAGAGAUCCAGAGCCAGCAAAUGAAGAUCCAGAUAAUGAUGUUAAUGUGGAGGACGACAAGCAAGAAAAGGCAAAUAAAAAGGUUAUAAAAACAGCACUCCAGGUGACAGCACAAGAAGUGGAGCCGGAAACUCCUGAGAAGAAGGCGGAUGCAAUACCCCAGAAAGCACGGACCAAGCCACUGCCAGGUGUCACUCAUGAGAAAAGUGAGAAGGCCAAGGAAGGAGAAAAUAGUUUAGAUGAGGAAGAACUGAUGCAAGUAUACCAGCUCCAAGUAGCUGAAGAAAUGGCAAAGGAGAUUAAGAAGAAAAUCCGAAAGAAACUCAAGGAGCAGUUGUCUUACUUUCCCUCAGAGACUUCCUUUCCUUCAGAUACUUCAUUGUAUGAUGACAAAUUGAACGGUGAAAAAAGAAAAAAGAAAAAAAAGAAAGUUCCAAUCCUGUCUAAAUCUGAAACAAGUACAUUGAUCAUCUCUGAUGACCCAGUUGAAGGUGAACAAAAGAAGGAAUCUCCAGUUGGAGCAGUUACUUCAGAUUCUCAUCAAGAUGAUGAAAUAAGCUCAAAGGAACAAAAUGUAGAAGACAAUGUGCAAGAUGACGCAAAAUCCAAACCGAAAGAAAGGAAGAAGAAGGCUAAAACAGUUUCAGAUGAUAAUGAAGACACUGAUGGUGACGGUGUUCAUGAAAUAACAAGCCGAGAUAGUCCAAUUUAUCCCAAAUGUUUGCUUGAUGAUGACCUUGUCCUGGGAGUUUACAUUCACCGAACUGAUCGACUUAAGUCAGAUUUUAUGAUUUCUCACCCGAUGGUAAAAAUUCAUGUGGUUGAUGAGAAUACUGGUCUAUAUGUCAAGAAAGAUGAUAGUGAACGGCCUGUUUCAUCUUACUAUGAAAAAGAGAAUGUGGAUUAUAUUCUUCCUAUUAUGACCCAGCCAUAUGACUUUAAACAGUUAAAAUCAAGACUUCCGGAGUGGGAAGAACAAAUUAUAUUUAAUGAAAACUUUCCCUAUUUGCUUCGAGAUUUUGAUGAGAGUCCUAAAGUCAUCCUGUUCUUUGAGAUUCUUGAUUUCUUAAGCAUGGAAGAAAUUAAGAACAACUCUGAAAUUCGAAACCAAGAAUGUGGCUUCCGGAAAAUCGCCUGGGCAUUUCUCAAGCUUCUAGGAGCCAAUGGAAAUGUAAACAUCAAUUCGAAACUUCGCUUGCAGCUGUAUUACCCACCCACAAAGCCUCGAUCCCAAUCAAAUGUCGUUGAGGUUUUUGAGUGGUGGUUAAAAUGUCCAAGAAAUCGUUAUCCAUCAACGUUGUAUGUAACUGUAAGAGGAUUAAAAGUUCCAGAAUGUAUAAAGCCAUCUUACCGUUCUAUGAUGGCUCUUCAGGAAGAAAAGGGUAAACCAUUGUAUUGUGAACAACACCAUGAGGCAUGUUCAGUAGACACAGAACCUGGAUUAGAAGAUUCAAAGGAAGUGGUGAAGUGGAAACGACUGCCUGGGCAGGCUUGCCGUAUCCCAAACAAGCACCUCUUCUCACUAAAUGCAGGAGAGCGAGGAUGUUUUUGUCUUGCUUUCUCCCACAAUGGAAGAAUAUUAGCAGCAGCCUGUGCCAGCCGGGAUGGGUAUCCAAUUAUUUUAUAUGAAAUUCCUUCUGGACGUUUCAUGAGAGAAUUGUGUGGCCACCUCAAUAUCAUUUAUGAUCUUUGCUGGUCAAAAGAUGAUCGCUAUAUCCUUACUGCAUCAUCUGAUGGCACUGCCAGGAUAUGGAAAAAUGAAAUAAACAAUACAAAUACUUUCAGAGUUUUACCUCAUCCUUCUUUUGUUUACACGGCUAAAUUCCACCCAGCUGUAAGAGAGCUGGUGGUUACAGGAUGCUAUGAUUCUGUGAUACGUAUAUGGAAAGUUGAUAUGAGAGAGGAUCCUGCCAUAUUAAUCCGACAGUUUGACACUCACAAGAGUUUCAUCAACUCUCUCUGUUUUGAUAUUGAAGGUCAUCACAUGUAUUCAGGAGACUGCACAGGGGUGAUUGUUGUUUGGAAUACGUAUGUCAAAGUUAAUGACGUUCAACACUCAGUGCGUCACUGGAGUGUAAAUAAGGAAAUUAAAGAGAGUGAGUUUAAGGGGAUUCCAAUAAGUUACUUGGAGGUUCAUCCCAAUGGAAAACGUUUGUUAAUUCAUACCAAAGACAGUACUUUGAGAAUUAUGGAUCUCCGAAUAUUAGCAGCAAGGAAAUUUGUAGGUGCAGCAAAUUAUCGAGAGAAGAUUCACAGUACUUUGACACCAUGUGGGACUUUUCUCUUUGCUGGAAGUGAGGAUGGUAUAGUAUAUGUUUGGAACCCAGAAACAGGAGAACAAGUAGCCAUGUAUUCUGACCUGCCAUUCAAGUCACCCAUUCGAGAUAUUGCUUAUCAUCCACUUGAAAAUAUGGUUGCAUUUUGUGCGUUUGGGCAGAAUGAGCCAAUUCUUCUGUAUAUUUAUGAUUUCCAUGUUGCCCAGCAGGAGGCUGAAAUGUUCAAACGCUACAAUGGAACAUUUCCAUUACCUGGAAUACACCAAAGUCAAGAUGCUUUAUGCACCUGCCCUAGACUGCCUCAUCAGGGCUCUUUUCAGAUUGAUGACUAUGUCCGCACUGAAAAUUCUUCAGUGAAGAUGCAGCAAGUGAAACAGAGGAUUGAUUCUGUCACAGAGGUGAUACGAGCCUGUGCUGCAAAGGUUAACAAAAAUCUCUCAUUUACUUCAGUAUCAGUCUCCUCACAACAGUCGAAGUCAAAACAAUCAAACAUGCUGGACGCUCAUCAGAUUCUGCAUCAAUUUGGUUUCACUCAAACUGGGUGUUUAAUUCCUGCAUAUACAGAUUCUGGGAAUGCAAGAUUCAUUCAUACAUUCAGGAUUAUCAGUAUAGGAAGAAAGCCUUGUAACCACCAUGUAGAUACAGCACCAACGGUAGUGGCCCUUUAUGACUACACAGCGAAUCGAUCAGAUGAACUAACCAUCCAUCGCGGAGACAUUAUCCGAGUGUUUUUCAAAGAUAAUGAAGACUGGUGGUAUGGCAGCAGAGGAAAGGGACAGGAAGGUUACUUUCCAGCUAAUCAUGUGGCUAGCGAAACACUCUAUCGAGAACAGCCUCCAGAGGUAAAGGAGCGAUCCCCUCCUUUAACCCCUAAGGAAAAAGCCAAAAUGGAAAAAGCUCUUUCAGCUCCACAAAAGAAGAAGAAGUAAAAUUAUACCUUUUGGCAGCUGCUGAAUCUUCUAAGUCCUUCCAAGUGGAACACACCUGAUCUGUCGCUAAACGUACCAGCUACCUUCUAACAUUUCGUCUGGGUCAUUGAAGUGUCAGCGGGAGAUGCCAGCAUUUGGCUUCUCCACUGCAAGAGGAGGGGACGGGCCUUGUUCGUUACUCUCCACAGUUGGCUAGAGAAUCCCCAGACAAAUUAACCUGUGCCACAGGGGUAUAGGAGAACGUUUUCCUCAAGCUCAUUCCAGAACAUUUUUAUCACAGUGUGCUGUAAAUUUGCAUCCCAUAAAAGGAAAAAUAUUGCUGCUAUCAGGGAGGAAAGAACCUCAGAAGGUUUGGGAAAAAAGAAGUGCUGACAGUCUUAGUUUAUUUGUGUUUGUAUCAUGGACCAUUUCUUUUUUAGGCUCUUUAUUUUUGAUAGCUUAAGCAUUAAUCUGUAGCAUUCAUUUAUUCGGGGAGGAAAAUUGUCGUUCAAGUUCCUUGUAUAGGGCUUCCCUGGUGGCUCAGUGGUUGAGAGUCUGCCUGCUACUGCAGGGGACACGGGUUCAAGCCCUGAUCUGGGAGGAUCCCACAUGCCGUGGAGCAACUAGGCCCGUGAGCCACAACUACUGAUCCUGCGCGUCUGGAGCCUGUGCUCCGCAACAAGAGAGCCCGUGAUCGUGAGAGGCCCGAGCACCGCGAUGAAGAGUGGCCCCCGCUCGCCACAACUAGAGAAAGCCCUCGCACAGAAACGAAGACACAACACAGCAAAAAUAAAUUAAUUAAUUUUUUUAAAAGAAGUUUUUUGUAUAAAAAUUUUAAUUACUUUGAGGAUUUACUAUAAAAGUAAUAUACUUUUUUUUUCCUUCAUUGGAGUAUAAUUGCUUUACAAUGGUGUGUUAGUUGCUGCUUUGUAACAAAGUGAAUCAGCUAUACAUUUACAUAUAUCCCCAUAUCUCCUCCCUCUUGCGUCUCCCUCCCACCCUC
Molecule: messenger RNA, 4690 nt
Organism: Physeter macrocephalus (sperm whale)
Lineage: Eukaryota; Metazoa; Chordata; Mammalia; Artiodactyla; Physeteridae
Gene: AHI1
Product: Abelson helper integration site 1
Exons: 26
Coding region: 256-3708 (1150 amino acids)
Biological process (GO): motile cilium assembly
Cellular component (GO): ciliary basal body
Molecular function (GO): protein binding
Source: RefSeq, a predicted model, not a curated record